UCUAAUAAGAAGAUACAUUAUGUUGGUGGUGACGCUGAGUCAAUCAACAGAGACAGAAUACAAUAGCAAGCUCUUCUUUCCUCCACCAUCGAGUGCCCUAUACUUCACUCGAUUUCUUGCCAUGUCUGCUCACAAGACUUUCAGACUCAAGCCAGCCAAGAAACAAAAGCAAAAUCGUUCUAUUCCUCAAUGGAUUCAGAUGAAAACUGGUAUCAAAAUCAGGUAUGACUCCAAGAGAAGACACUGGAAAAUGAAGCUGGGUCUGUAA
Molecule: messenger RNA, 268 nt
Organism: Peromyscus maniculatus bairdii (prairie deer mouse)
Lineage: Eukaryota; Metazoa; Chordata; Mammalia; Rodentia; Cricetidae
Source: RefSeq, a predicted model, not a curated record